UGAAUUUUGACUCACAUAAGUUUCAGUGACUCAAAAACUCUUCAUUUUUUUCCCUUUCUUUUUUCUCAUUUAUGGGUUGUUUGAAGGAAGGUGGGAUAGAUCGUUCAAAUGGAAAAAAGAAAAGUAUAGUACUGCUGGGACCGUCGGGUGGAAAUGGUGGGACCAAUUGGGAUGAUGGGACCUAUCAUGGGGUAAGAGAAAUCACAAUUGUUUAUGACCGUUGCAUUGACUCAAUUCGUGUAGUGUAUAGUAAGAAUGGCAAAUCAAUCCCAGCAGAAAAGCAUGGAGGUCUUGGAGGCAAUCGAACGGCUGAGAUUAAGCUGCAAUACCCAGAGGAGUUCCUAGUCACUGUGAGUGGCCAUUAUUGUCCUGUAGUGCAUGGUGGCAGCCCAGUUAUUCGAUCACUCACAUUCAGGAGCAAUAAAAGGACCUUUGGGCCAUUUGGAAUCGAAGAAGGAACCCCAUUUACUUUCUCAAUGGAUGGGGGCUUAAUUGUGGGCUUCAAUGGAAGAAGUGGUUGGUACCUAGAUGCAAUUGGGUUUCGUUUAUCUCGUGUCCAAACAACAAAACUCUUCCAAAGGGUUCAGAAAAGUCUUAGAAAGCUCACAAGCACUGCUUCAAAAUCUUCAGCCCCCAAGGAUGGUGAAAUCAGAUCUCAAACUUAAAAUGCUGGUGUAGCAUUGACAGCUCUUUAUGGUAGUGUGAACUAUAUUAUAUGUUAUAUACUUAAGCUAAAGGUUACAACCUAUUGUAUCAAUCACUUGCAUUUUCAUUAAUUUAUUAUGAGAAAUGUUAAUGAAUGCUCUUAAGGCAUGAGUU
Messenger RNA from Quercus lobata, 819 nucleotides. Its product is annotated as Mannose-binding lectin superfamily protein. Lineage: Eukaryota; Viridiplantae; Streptophyta; Magnoliopsida; Fagales; Fagaceae. The record is from RefSeq and is a predicted model, not a curated record. The transcript is spliced from 3 exons. Bases 72 to 665 code for a protein of 197 amino acids. Gene Ontology annotation, molecular function: carbohydrate binding.